Xyrauchen texanus (razorback sucker) is the source of this 5681-nucleotide messenger RNA. RefSeq names its product very-long-chain enoyl-CoA reductase-like. NCBI's taxonomy places the organism in Eukaryota, Metazoa, Chordata, Actinopteri, Cypriniformes, Catostomidae. Gene Ontology annotation, biological process: very long-chain fatty acid biosynthetic process. The coding region runs from base 380 to 1414 and encodes 344 amino acids. The record is from RefSeq and is a predicted model, not a curated record. The transcript is spliced from 11 exons. Gene Ontology annotation, molecular function: oxidoreductase activity, acting on the CH-CH group of donors.
UAUAAAUUUAGCCUCAUGGAAGGCGCGCCGUGGAUUAUAUCUUGGAACUCUCAGAUUUCAUCUUCAGAGGAGCAGUGGUGAUGCAUGGAAGGCUGGUUUCUGGGUGGCCACCCCUCAGGUAUUAAGAGGUGGGAGAUAUUUCAAUCAUACUGCACUCGCUGGCACCACACUUCACUUGAGACUGUAUCUAUCUCUUGUAAUGUUUGCACUGUGCUCAAAGGAGGAGAACAUGAAGUGGAUUUUGGAAUAAUUAUGAUAUGAAGAGAUUAGGAAGGUUUGAGGAGUAUCAGGUUGUGACAACUAGGGAGGAGAACUCUGAAAUCUUUCCUCUACGGGCUAAAACACAAGAUCCAUUGAGCAAGAAGUUUGAGGUGGUGUCAUGGAUGCAUUGGCUUUAGAGGCAAAAGUGGCAAAGAAUGAAGGCACACCAGCACCUUCUACCGCGCCAUCCAAACCCAGACCAAAACCUCCUAAAAAACCUAAACGGAUCGUUUACUUUGAGGUGGAGAUCUUAGAUGCCAAAACCAAAGAGAAACUACUGCUCCUGGAUAAAGUAGAGCCAACAGCCACUGUUUUGGACAUUAAGUCUAUGUUCCAUAAUUCAAAUCAACAUUGGUAUCCUGCCAGACAGUCUUUAUGCCUGUUUCCAAAGGGCAAGCCCUUAAGAGAUGAGGAGAUCCUUCAAGAGCUGCCUGUAGGAACUACUGCAACCUUUUACUUCAGAGACCUGGGAGCCCAGAUUUCCUGGGGAACUGUGUUCUUAAUCGAGUGCAUUGGACCACUUGUCAUAUACCUGCUGUUUUAUUUUAGACUGCCUUUUAUCUAUGCUCUCAAGUAUGAAUUCACCACCAGUAACCAUUGGGUUGUGCAUAUCGCCUGUUUGUGUCACUCCUUCCAUUAUGUGAAGCGAAUCUUGGAGACAAUGUUCGUCCAUCGCUUCUGCCAUGGCACCAUGCCACUGCGCAAUAUUUUCAAAAACUGUUCCUAUUACUGGUGCUUUGCAGCAUGGAUGGCUUACUACAUCAAUCACCCACUCUACACACCACCAUAUUAUGGGGACAAGCAGGUGAAAACCGCACUUGGAAUAUUUCUAUUCUGUCAACUGGGAAACUUCUCGAUUCACAUUGUACUGCGAAAUCUCAAACCACCUGGUUCCAAGAUGAAGAAGAUUCCAUAUCCAACCAAGAAUCCAUUUACGUGGAUAUUUGCACUUGUAACAUGCCCAAACUAUACAUAUGAGGUGGGAUCUUGGCUUGGAUUCACGCUGAUGACUCAGUGUGUCCCUGUGUUGUUCUUCACUGUAGUGGGAUUCAUACAGAUGACCGUUUGGGCCAAAGGGAAACAUCGCAGCUACCUGAAAGAGUUCAAAGAGUAUCCCACACUGCGCUCCCCUAUCUUCCCGUUCAUUCUAUAACAGGACAAAACGACACAGAAAAUCCCAAAUACUCAUUAAUCCCAGUCAGUGGACAUUAUGGCAUCUCAAAGUGAAUUGCAAAGACUGCAUGUAGGAUUUGGAGGUGAACAUUCUCCAUCGGGGCACUGAAUAUUUAUUAAAGCGCAACCUUAUGUGGUUGGGUUUAAAAACUGAGCAAGAAUUACAAAUAAAAAUAUUGCUGCAAGCAGCGAUGAUGGGCCCAAGCACCAUGGGUCAUCUUUCCACCUGUUGGCUUUAGGAAAACAAUGCAAGGUGGACACAUGCAUUUGGCAUUUGACGUUAUUCUAAACCAUUUUUAAGCAAUUUGGGUAAAUAUAAGAGAACUAUUUUAAAGUCUGUUGUAAGAGCCACACUUCCUGCUGCCAGGUGGUGGUGCUAUUUAAAUCCCACACUGCACACAGAAGAUAGGAGACACUUCUUGUUUCCCAUGUUUCGCCAUUAAUUUAAUACCUCACCUUGGCAACAUUGUUCUAUAUUUCAAAAUUUGCUUGCAAUGUCUUGGCAUAAUGUUGUCUAAAUGUGGUGACAGUUUCAUGAUUUCGCUAGGAGGAGUAUUUAAAAAUUCAGAGACUGCAAUAUUAAAAAAAUGCUAAAUGGCUGACAUCCUGUUGGGCAGAGCUAGUAAUUAUAAUUCUGAAAGUUGCCCAGCUUAAUGAGAACUAUAUAUGUACUAAUUUUGGUGACUGUUGGUGAAAUGGGGGUGCUACAGAUGCCGUCAUACAUGCCCAUUUUAAACUAGUUAACUGUCACUGGCUAACAGGUGAGCCGUUUGAAUGUGGCUAUAAAACAAAUGCUUUGUUUUAUAUCAAAAACUUCAUCAAUGUUCACAAACUUGGUAUCAAAUUAAAGCUUAAAAACUCAACUUUCAUCUUCUACGGUCUAUUUUGCAAUUAGAACAUUGCAGUGAAAACAUAUUUUAAAAUGUUUCAUAUUCUCUGCUUAUGAUCCGAUCCAAUGAUUGAAGAAAAAACAGCAUGCAUUUUAUUGUGAGUAUCCACUAAUGAAAAUGCAUUAACCGCUUCAGAUUGGUUAAGUAACAUCAUUACCUUCUAGUUGAAGUUCUGUUAAUAUUUUUGCAUCUGUGAUUAUUUGGCAGCUUUAAACACCUGAAAUGUCCACUAACAUUAUGCCAAAUUGGGCCAGCGUACCCAUCUCUCUCUCUCCUCCCUCCCUUUCUCCCUCUCCUCCCUCCCUUUCUCCUUACCCUCGUUCUGUUCAUAUUCCCAGAAGACAUUCUGCAGUGCAGUGGCCGAGGCACCGCACCAACACUCCCUCUCAAGAAAUGGGGGAGGAGUAAGUCACAGGCCCGGUGACUCCCCAGCCUGAGUUUGGUGAUGGGGCUAUGUGGCGAGCAGGACGUGGCCGAGCGGCAUUGGGGCAAAGCGAGGCCAGAGAAAUAAUUGGUAAAUGAGUUCCACCUGUGCGCCACACCGGUUUCACAUUCCAGGCAGGAGUGGCGGGAGUAUUUAAGAAGAGAAGAGAGCGGCAGAUGUUACAAUUAAAUUUUUAAUUGUUACACUUCAUUGCUAACUGAUUAAUUUGACCUUUUUUCCUAUAAUUUUAAAAUAAGUAUUUAUUGAAAAAAUAUGUAGAUCUGAAGAUUAUAUUGUAAUUAAGUAAUUUACCAUUUUUAUAUAUCCUUAAAAUUUCUUUCAAUUAAAUGAAAAAAUUGAAUUAAAUGCAUUAGGUUGGUCUAAGUAGAGUUUAAUAUGAGCACAGAAGUCAAUUAGCCUUGUAAUUUCAUUGCAAUUAUGUGGCAAUCGAUCUCAAUUUCUUUUAUUGUUGCAUUUUUUCUCUGUUUUCUGCCAAAAUGAAUGAAGUGGAUUUACAUUUAGUCUGCAUUCAUUUUUCAUAUGCACAACUGUUUAAAUAUCCUUUAAUAAUGACAUAAAUUAGGUUAGGCUACUGCAUGUCCUACCAUAGAAUAAUCAUUAAAAGUUCAAAUUACCAACUGGUAACCGACAAGAACUUUUGUUCCUCGAUGUUGCCACAAUGUUGUAAUGAUGGACUGGCACAGUUCCAAACAGGGCCGGACCUAGGGUUUGUUGGCCCUAAACAAUAAUAGUGUAUGGGGCCCUACAGGUUUCUAGAAAAUUCUAGUUAAUUUAGAAAAAAAAUACGAAAUGCAACAUACUACGUUUCAUUGAUACGGUUGUGUGUUUUGUUGAUUAGAGUAAUUGAUGGGCAAAAAAUUAAAUAAAUGGGGGUGGUGUGUGGGGCCCCGAACCAAUCACGGGGCCAUAAACAAAUGUUUAGGUUGUUUAUUGGUUCGGGGCGGCCCUGGUUCCAAAGUUACAUUGUGGCUAUGAAUAUAGGAAUUUCAUUUUUCUGGUUGUCUGGUUAUCAGUUACGUUGCCACGAUGAAAGUUUAGUCAUCAAGUUAGGUAAUGCAAGAAAACUUAUCUAAGGUUAAAAAAGAUAUUCAAUAAAUCUGUAAACUAAAAACACAAAUGAGGAUUCAAUAAUUAUGCCUGUUGCAGUUAUUACAUUGUCAGAUAUUUAAAUCUGACAUAGGGCCAUAUACAAACAAAUACAAGUAGAGUUCAUAUAUUUGAGCAUUUAUAUACACAUUUAAAUUCCACAAGUGUUUAUAAAAUAUGUUAGGCCCCUACAUAUAUGACAUUUUUCAUUUUUGUCAUAUUGUCUAUACUGUAUAUUACAUAUAGCCUAUCUAUUUAAUUUACCUUUUGUAUAUCAGUAAAAACAUUUAUGAACAUUUACUUUCAGCAUAUCUAACCAUUUUCAGAUUUGUAGCCUACUGUAUUAAUAGCACUUCAAAUUCUAAUCGCAUUGUAUUUCACAACUAAUGGGGAUUUUACAUGAAUGUUAGAGAUUCUUUGGAUAAACAGGUUUUUGGGUCUCAUUCGCAGCACGCAGGGUAAAGAUUAAGCGCUAGCUGUGAUGUAUGUUUGCUGUCUGCGGACCCAUGAAAGUAUAGAUGGAUUUUUAUUGGAACGGUCUAGAAGGGACCCCCCUUUGUCAAAUUCUCGCACAUGUGCUGUUAUGUAUAGUCUAAGUCUGUGUAUCUGUUUUCAUCAGUUAACUGUUUAUCAAAAGAACAACAUGUACAUUUAAAGACCAACUUCAGAUGGCUAGCAAAAUAACAAGGGCAUCCUCGUGAAAUACAGUGUUUGAAGUCACACAGCAAUGAUGAGCACUAGUAAAAGAUCAUAUUAAAUGGUCUGCUUUGAUAAAAAGUCAUUCUUGUGAUCAAUUCAAGCUCUAAAAUAAAUAUUUAACAUAAUAAAUUUGAUAACUUCAUGUCUGUAACGCUGGGAAGAAGUCAAGAGAGCUGGAUCUAGGUGCAGCUAAGGAUUUUUAUGAAAAUAAACAAAUAUAAAUAACUGGUAGACACAGGAACAAAUAAAACAUCCAAGAUGGGAAACAAGAACAUAAACAGGAGUAAACAUCUACAAAGGGCACUGGUUAAACAUGGGAGGUCAAACACAUGCAACAACUGACAACAAAAGAUCAAACAACAGGGUUUAAAUACACAAAGGAUAAUGACUAAAUGAAACACAGGUGAGGACAAUGAAGGACAGUUGGCAGAGAUGAGAGCAGGGAAUUAUGGGAAGUGUAGUCCGGGAACAGAUGACAGGGGAGAAACACAGGCCAGACAACAGUGAAUCGUGACAAUCUCUUUGUGUGCUAAUGUUAGUCAUGAGAUAUUGUAAGUCUGUGGAGAAGUACAUCAAUCAGUGCUGGUAAAAAGAGUCUGACUGGGUGGUCUAGUGGUAAUUAAUUUGCCCAUUGCAUAAGUGGUUAAAUGUUUUAAUCUGUCCAUAUGAAACUUUAUAUUUUAAUUAACAAAGAUUGCAUCCGCACCUUAGUGGAUGUUUAUCUUGAUUGGGGAAACCUUUUUUGCAUUUUUUUAAGGGAUUCGAGGGGUGAUGGUAUACUUUGUAUAAGCUGCAUGAUGAAGAGAGACACUUAAACACCUGUUACAUCUUUCAUCUCCAUCUCUAGUUCCAUCCAGGGUUGGAAAUGACAAAAAAAUCCCCCUGCAAUCUGAUAUAGUUCUAAAUGAAUAUAUCCAUUACAUUCUUCAUUUGAAUUUUCACUGAACAUUAUUUAUUUCGUGCCAUCCGUCAUGCAGAUAUCGCUGAGUCAGUGGUGGAUGCUCGCACCAUAAACGCACACAGACAGGCACUCCAUUUCUCACAAUUUACAUCAGUUCGGUGUCAUGCUCAUGCACUAAAAUGAUCAAAUACUACAAUGUAGUUAAUAAUAAUAUUACCAAAAAUAA